AUGAAGCUCGCCAUCAGCCUCGCCGCCUUGGCCGCUUGUGCCUCAGCGACGGCCAUCGAGACCAAGUACUUCCCUGGCUGCUCCAGACGUCAUUGUCUCACGCAACGCAUGGCCGACAAGUUCGUCAGCCGCUUCAUCGGCGUUCUCGAACACAAGGAGACUGAUCUCGGCAAUUUCACCGAGACGAUGGAGAUCAUGCUCGCGGACGACUUUCAGGAGAUCUCCGACUCCAUCAACUCCCUCGCUGGUAUCCCCCUUGGCUCCGUGACCACUGGGUCGAAGGAAGAGUACAUCCAGGAGACUCAGAACGCUCCUCCGGACAGCAAUAUUGAGACUAUCUUCACUGCCGUCGCCGCCUGCCGCAACAUCAUCUGGCACUGGAACUUCCCCACCGUCGGUUCAGCUCAAUACCCUGUCAAGGGCAUGAACUACUUCGAGCUCAACGAGAACUGCCAGAUCGACACCAUGAGGAUCGAGUUCAACUCCAUCGCCUGGGGUGCCGACACCGGCUUCACCACAACUCCACCAUCUGGCCCACCACCAGGCACCACUAGCAACAGCACCACCUCUUAA
Saxophila tyrrhenica is the source of this 573-nucleotide messenger RNA. RefSeq lists its product as uncharacterized. Bases 1 to 573 code for a protein of 190 amino acids. The transcript has 2 exons. Lineage: Eukaryota; Fungi; Ascomycota; Dothideomycetes; Mycosphaerellales; Extremaceae. The record is from RefSeq and is a predicted model, not a curated record.